Messenger RNA from Australozyma saopauloensis, 1119 nucleotides. RefSeq lists its product as uncharacterized. Bases 1 to 1119 code for a protein of 372 amino acids. Gene Ontology annotation, biological process: spindle pole body duplication; protein import into nucleus. Gene Ontology annotation, cellular component: nuclear outer membrane; nuclear pore transmembrane ring. NCBI's taxonomy places the organism in Eukaryota, Fungi, Ascomycota, Pichiomycetes, Serinales, Metschnikowiaceae. The record is from RefSeq and is a predicted model, not a curated record. The transcript has a single exon.
AUGUUCAGGGCCUCGAUGAACGACCAUUUGUAUACUGAGGAUGAUACCUUUGUCACCGGCAUAGAUACCUCUAUUGCGGAACUUACAACACCGCUCCGAAGAUUAGCCAACACCAGUGUCAAUGAUGCGAGGCAGAACGUAUCGCAACUACACAAUCAAACAGAAAACAGUAGAGCUAUGAAGUACAAAAUGUUUGAAGCUCCAAGCCCCAACAUGCAAAGAGCUCCAGAAGAGUCGGGACUCGUGCCUCUAGGGAAGACAGCAUUUCAACUUCAGAUGCAGCGAGAUCAAUUGAAAUCAAAUGCCGAUCUGCUAUUUGAAACGGGCAAUCAAGCGCACACGCCUGCGCCUGAUGUACAGCUAUAUUCGUCUUUAUCAAGAGGUGGUCCAAUCGUUCUGAAAGACUUUCUCCCGCCUAGAAUCACACCAAGAAACAAAAACCCUAUUGUAGUAGCUCCACAAUAUAGACCAUUUGGAAAUGGUAACGAUGAUGAAGAUGAGUUCGAGGCACCUUCAGGCGAGUGGACGAGUCCUGUAAUUCAGGAAGCUCUCCGGAGACAGGUCAACAAAGAGCAACAGUUCAAGACUCUUUGGAGAAGAGUUGCAAGUCUUUUCUGUUUCCACAUGACUCUUCUGCUUGCUGAAUAUCUCUAUUUCUUGUACGAGAUCACAUAUCACGACGAAAACCAAAUGUACCGUAAUACGAUGUGGACACGCUUCUAUUCUCUGAAAGGUUUCCAGAGCUGUUUUCCCUACAUUUUAUCUGCAUACCACCAUGUGAGAGACCUACAAUGGAUUCUCGUUGCACUCAUAUUCACCAGCAUCAUUCGUCUUUUCAUACCGCAGGACCAAUGUAAAGACUUGCCUUUGACCAACCACCAGAGAUCGUUGAUUGGAUUGAAGCCAUUGGAGGAGAAUGGUGAGGUGGAAGGCGUGGAUUCAAAUCUCAUCGUUAAGCAAAGAUUGUUCAAAGCUACCACCUCUGCUCCACUUCUGGUCCCCAAAUAUACCCAAGAAAACGAAUUGAGUGGUAUUGUCAGGCCAAACCGGACCGAUGACACUGAGGUUGCCAUCGCUUUGAAGGAUCUACUCCCUGCGCGCAAACUUCGCAGAUCAUAA